AUGGGAAUAACUGAACACAUUGAUAGGAUUGAUCUAGCAGUUUACCAACUUGAAGGGGAAGCAGAUCAUUGGUGGGCUCUGAUUCGGGAAUCUAGGGACAUCACCGCAAUAACGUGGACGCAGUUUAAGGAGUUAUUUUUGAGGAAGUACUUUCCAAACAUAGUCAAACAAGAAAGAAUUCGUGAAUUUCUAAACCUAGAACAAGGCACGAUGAUAGUGACCCAAUACGUGGCAAAGUUCAAGGAGUUAGCGCAUUAUGCGACUCGAUAUGUAGAAAACGAUGAAGAGAAAGCACAAAAAUUUGAAUGGGGUCUAGACCCUACAAUUCGAGGAAGAGUUUUGCCCAUGCGACUUCCCACUUUUGCAGAUGUGGUUGACACAGCACUCGAUUCAAAAUGGGAGGUGGUAGAUUUCAAGAGGAUUUGGAGUUUGAGGAAAGAAAACAAUCAAUCCAUUGUGGGACUAGAAAGGAAUAGUCAAAGGUAUGCAGCACUGAAGCCGUAUUCUAUGGAACCCCAACAACCCCUCCAAUCGCACUCGACCAAUCGCAGCAGCAAAAUCUAA
Messenger RNA from Camellia sinensis, 564 nucleotides. RefSeq lists its product as uncharacterized. The record is from RefSeq and is a predicted model, not a curated record. Gene Ontology annotation, molecular function: nucleic acid binding; zinc ion binding. NCBI's taxonomy places the organism in Eukaryota, Viridiplantae, Streptophyta, Magnoliopsida, Ericales, Theaceae.